Molecule: messenger RNA, 1569 nt
Organism: Plasmodium relictum
Lineage: Eukaryota; Apicomplexa; Aconoidasida; Haemosporida; Plasmodiidae
Product: conserved Plasmodium protein, unknown function
Exons: 6
Coding region: 1-1569 (522 amino acids)
Source: RefSeq, a predicted model, not a curated record
AUGUUUUUAAAAAAUAAAGAAAAAUUGACUAAUUCUACGAAGAAUGAUGAAGAAGAAAACAAAAAAAAGAAAAAAAAAGAAAAAAUUAAUAGUACCAUUAAUACAAUGGAUAAUAAGUUAACAUCAAAAAAAAAAACAAGUCUAAUAUAUAAAAAUAAUAAAGAUGAAAUCUUUUCAGCUAACCGAAGGGAUUAUCUCAGUAAUAUUGAUAAAACUUUGUUAAAAGAAGAUAUAUCUUGUAUUAGUUACGCCUAUAAAAAUUUAAAUGAACAAAAAUUUUCAAAAAAAAAAAUAAGAAAUGUAUCAGAAAAUGACAAAGUUUUUGGACUUUUAUCAUUAGAGAAGAAAAAAAAAAAUAAGAAAAAUGAUAAUAAUUAUGAUCAAGAUAAAAAUAUUCAAUCACUUAUUUAUGAUACAUUCAUAAAUAAAAAUUUAAAAAUACCUCAUAAUAAUUUAUUAGAAAAAAAUGAUAUAAUGAAAAAAAAAAAAAAAAAACCUUCAUUAAACUUUAAUAAAGAAAAUAUUUUAAAUUCAUUAGAAGUAAGCAGUAAUUUUAAUAAUUACAAAGUAAAAUUUGCAAAUGAUGCUAAAAAAAAUUUAAUUGCUAAACAAAUAGAAAAAAAAUAUGUAGAUAAUUUUGCUGAAGUUAAUGAAAUAGAUAAAGAGGAAAAUUUAAUAUAUAAUCUUGAUGGCAAUUUAUUUGAGAAAAAGAAAGAAAAGGAUAUGAAAAGUAAUUUUACACAAACUAAUUUAAACUAUGAUGAAGAAGAGUUAAGAUGUGUUGCACUUUUUUUUACUAAAAAAAUUAUUAAUGAAGCAUUUAUUCAAAUUACAUAUGAAUAUAAUUUGAAUCAAAUUGAAGAAAAAACCAAAUUCAUUAAUUUAAAUGAUCAAACUAACAAGAAAACAUUUACUCAUUUAACCGAUUCUCAAUAUAAUAACUUAGAUAUAAUGAAAGAGAAAAAUAAAAUUACAAAUUUUUUACAAAUAUUUAAUAAAAUAAAUGUUUUUUCAAUAUCUCGUAACAUAAUAAAUUGCUUAAUGAAAGAAAAUGUCCCAUAUAUAAAGGAGAAAAAUGAAUUAAAAAAAAAAAAAGAAUUAGAAUGGUUCAAUGAAGUUAAAAAAAAUUUAUUAAAAAAUACAGUGGCUUUUUUAGCAACAGAAAAAAUUGUCUCGUUUAUAACUGAAGAAUUAAUUGAGGAUAGCCUAUUAAAUUUUUGUUUAUUUAAUGAAAAUGAUAUAAAUACAAUUAAUAAAAAUUUAAAUAAUAAAAAAAUAUGUGCACAUAAACAAAAAAAAAUCGAAAAAGGAUAUAUUAAUUUUUUACUUUUUAAUGAAAUGGUAAAAAUAUAUAUACCAAUAAAAAUAAAAGAAGAUAUGAGUUUAAAUGAUGUCAUAAAAAAAAUAAAAAAUUUUAUAAAUAAUAAAUUAGGUUUUUUAAGAAAAGAAUAUAACCUAAAUUUUAUAUUUAUAAAAAAUAAAGGAAAUCAUAUAAUGGAUAUAAAAGAAUUAUAUUCUUGCAAAUCAGAAGAGUUUACAAUCUAUAUUGAAAAAAAAAGCAAAAAAUAA